Molecule: messenger RNA, 2728 nt
Organism: Phacochoerus africanus (Common warthog)
Lineage: Eukaryota; Metazoa; Chordata; Mammalia; Artiodactyla; Suidae
Gene: JMJD6
Product: jumonji domain containing 6, arginine demethylase and lysine hydroxylase
Exons: 7
Coding region: 515-1759 (414 amino acids)
Biological process (GO): phagocytosis
Cellular component (GO): cytoplasm; nucleus
Molecular function (GO): P-TEFb complex binding; histone H4R3 demethylase activity
Source: RefSeq, a predicted model, not a curated record
AGGUCGCUAGGACCCGACCGCAAAGAGGGGGGAGCACCCCUCGGACGACAAAGAAACCACGCGGCUAGAACAGACCAGCAGCCAGGAAAAUGAGACACGGAACAGGUGCUUGGAGCAGCAGACCGGCCGGAAGCUGGCCAGGAGAAGGCAGAGCUGCCGGAAGUGACGCACAGCCGGAAGAGGGGAGGCGGGGCCGCAGCGAGGAGGAGCUCGGCCGGCCCGACCUUCCCAACAUGGCGGAGACCCGGUGUGUGUGAGGGCGGGCCGCGGAGGCGCCGAGGCCAAUGGCUUAUCGCGAAAGACUGGGGGGCGGGGAAGACGGCAGCGGCAGGCCCAACCCGAGGCUCGGGAGGUGGUUGGGGAGUGAAUCUUCUGGAAGGCGGCUUUAAAAGCGCCGGGCCCGAGCGAAGGGCAUUUUGGUACUGCCGUCGCCGGGGCCGGGGAGGGGGCGCGUUGGUGGCAGGAAGCGGGCUGCGCCGAGGUCGUCGCGGAACCAGCUGGUGACCCUCGCAGGAUGAACCACAAGAGCAAGAAGCGGAUCCGCGAGGCCAAGCGGAGUGCGCGGCCGGAGCUGAAGGACUCGCUGGACUGGACUCGGCAUAACUACUACGAAAGCUUCCCGCUGAACCCAGCGGCCGUGGCGGACAAUGUGGAACGGGCAGACGCCUUACAGCUGUCGGUGGAAGAGUUCGUGGAGCGAUAUGAAAGACCUUAUAAGCCCGUGGUUCUGCUGAAUGCCCAAGAGGGCUGGUCGGCGCAGGAGAAAUGGACUUUGGAGCGCCUCAAAAGGAAAUACCGGAACCAGAAGUUCAAGUGUGGUGAGGAUAAUGAUGGCUACUCGGUGAAGAUGAAGAUGAAAUACUACAUUGAGUACAUGGAGAGCACGAGAGAUGACAGCCCCCUUUACAUCUUUGACAGCAGCUACGGGGAGCACCCCAAAAGAAGGAAACUUUUGGAAGACUACACGGUGCCCAAGUUUUUCACCGAUGACCUCUUCCAGUAUGCGGGGGAGAAGCGCAGGCCCCCUUACAGGUGGUUUGUGAUGGGGCCUCCACGCUCUGGAACCGGAAUUCACAUCGACCCCCUGGGCACCAGUGCCUGGAAUGCCUUAGUUCAGGGUCACAAGCGCUGGUGCUUAUUCCCCACCAGCACGCCCCGGGAGCUCAUCAAGGUGACCCGUGAAGAGGGUGGGAACCAGCAAGAUGAAGCUAUUACCUGGUUUAACAUCGUCUACCCGCGGACACAGCUUCCGACCUGGCCACCCGAAUUCAAACCCCUGGAAAUCUUACAAAAGCCAGGAGAGACUGUCUUUGUACCAGGGGGCUGGUGGCACGUCGUCCUCAAUCUUGAUACCACCAUUGCCAUCACCCAGAACUUUGCCAGCAGCACCAACUUCCCUGUUGUCUGGCACAAGACGGUAAGAGGGAGACCAAAGUUAUCAAGGAAGUGGUACAGGAUCUUGAAGCAGGAGCACCCUGAGCUGGCAGUCCUGGCCGACUCGGUCGACCUGCAGGAGUCCACGGGGAUCGCCUCCGACAGCUCCAGCGACUCGUCCAGCUCCUCCAGUUCCAGCUCAUCCGACUCGGACUCAGAGUGCGAGUCUGGCUCCGAAGGCGACGGGACGACGCACCGCAGGAAGAAGCGGAGGACGUGCGGCAUGGUGGGCAACGGGGACGCCACCUCCCAGGACGACUGCGUGAGCAAGGAGCGCAGCUCCUCCAGGAUUAGGGACCCUUGCGGAGGCCGAGCUCACCCCUGAGCGGAAACUCUCCCUGAGGCGGCCCCUGUGAGCUGUCGGCAGCCGCCCCUUUCCCGUCUUCUGCUCCUCCCUCCUCCCCUGUCUUCUCUGCCUGUGGACCGUCCUCUCUGGCCCGAGCUCCCGUCUUGGGUCCAAGGCCGUGUUUUCUGCCUGCUGAGAACAGCCUGUCAAGAAGUUGACCUCGGGGCGCUCAGGGACGCGCCGGAGGCCGCCGUGCUGGUGGGCGAGAAGGUUCUGGGCUCCUGCUUGAAAACCACGCCGGCGGACCCCACGGCUGGAGGGUUGUGGUCCCUGUGGCAUCGGCGUCGCGGCGGCGAUGUCGCUGAGGCCCCUCCGCUGUGCACGCGGCCCGCGGCGCAGCACUCACGGCGACAAGGAUCCCGAGCCGCCGCCCUCCCGAGUCGCCACCCCAACAAACAGGCUUCCCAGGCUUUGCGCUGCGGGGACCCCAGCGGCGCCCCCCCACCCCUGCCUCGUGCGGUCUCGUGGUUCCCGUCUGUUGUCCGUCCGCCGUCGGAAGCCGGUCGCGUGUCGGGGUGGGGGCGGAGGGUUGGGCACAGUGUGCUGGGGGGGCCCUGGGGGUUUGGUUUGUGAACAGAUCGGGAAGGGUGUUCCGAGCGUUGUCCUCGCGGAACUCACCCUCUGAACAGGGCCUGGCGAGUUCCGACAGGCUUGUCCCGUCCUUCCCCCCCCCCCCCCCCCCCCCGCGCGAGUCAGGCUCCGCAGACGCUUGGUGCUUGACCUGCAGGCAGGCGUCAGGUGGGGAAUCGUGUUGCUGGCCAGCCGGGAGCAGACGCAGAGGUGGUGCGUCUCCUCUUCGGGGAUCUGUUAGGCUUCUAAAUAACCGCGGUAUAAAUCCUUAGGGAUUGACCAGCAGGUUCCAUCUCAUGCCCUCUCGGUUCACCUGCUUGCCUUCAUGUCCCUAAAUUCAGCUAAAUUUAAAUAAAUGUAAGAGGGGUUUGUCAAGGA